This is a messenger RNA of Talaromyces amestolkiae, 1248 nucleotides long. RefSeq lists its product as uncharacterized. Gene Ontology annotation, biological process: glycolipid biosynthetic process. NCBI's taxonomy places the organism in Eukaryota, Fungi, Ascomycota, Eurotiomycetes, Eurotiales, Trichocomaceae. Gene Ontology annotation, cellular component: lipid droplet; plasma membrane; mitochondrion. The record is from RefSeq and is a predicted model, not a curated record. Bases 1 to 1248 code for a protein of 415 amino acids. The transcript has 5 exons.
AUGUCUAGAGAAUUCGAUCUAGUCCUGCUAGGCCCAACAGGCUAUACAGGCCAGUACACAUCAGAAAAUAUAUACAAAAGCUUCCCGAACACUCUCAAAUGGGCCGUUGCAGGUCGCUCGCACUCCAAAAUCGAGAGUCUCGUACAGAAAUGGCGACAAUUGGGUUUUGAUAGGCCUGAUCCUGAAAUCUUGAUCGUACAAAUGAACUUGGAUGAUCUCCACGCACUGGCGAAACGGACGCGUCUGAUUGUCAAUUGCGUUGGUCCGUACCAUUUGUAUUCCACGCCUGUUGUCGAGGCGUGUGCUGAGAAUGGCACGCAUUAUGUUGACGUCACGGGCGAGACGCCGUGGGUGAGAAAAGUGUUACAUCAAUACCACGAAACUGCCAAAAAGAAUGGAGCUAUUAUCAUUCCGUCAUGUGGCUUUGAGAGCGUACCGCCGGACAUCGUGGCCUGGUACACCGUGAAUUACCUUCGCACAAAGCUCUCUGCCGAACCUACAGAAGCCGUAGGCUGUAUAUACGACAUCAAAGCCUCCGGCGCAAGUGGCGGCACAUCCUACACCGUCAUCAGCACGCUCGAAAGCGCCAACACGUCCGACCUCAUCAAAUCCAUGGACAGCUACUGCAUCGCCGCCACACCGUACCCAACCACACGCACCAAACCACCCAAAUCUCUCAUCGAAGCAAUCUUCGGCGUCCGCGCAGUCUCUGAUCUGGGAACACUUACAUCAUCCCCCUCAGGCAUGGUCGACGAAACAACCGUUAUCCGCAGUAGUACCCUCAUGUCAUCCCUCUACGGUCCCCAUUUCACAUACCGCGAAUACCUCCGCGUGCGCAAUGUGUUGCUGGGUGCAGCAUUCCACUACGCGCUAACGAUUGGCGUCGCUCUACUCGUGUUCGCGCCAUUCAGGUGGAUUGCGCGCAGACUCGUGCCUGCGCCUGGAAACGGGCCGACGAGAGAGGAGGCUGUGAACGAUUACUCCGAGUUUCGCGUAUUGGUCUCUAGUAACCAAACAGAUGCCACAACUGGGAAGGUGAAAAAGGUGCUGGGAAGUAUUUCGCAUAGAGGCGAUCUAUAUGGGUUGACGGGGAUUACGUCUGCUGCUGCUGCGAAGAUAGUUCUCGAACGCGAAAAGGAAAUUAAGGAUAUCUCGGCUGGAUUUGUGACGCCGGCGACGUUGGGGCAGGCAUAUGUCGAGGAGCUAGAGAGGGGGGGAUUCAAUUUCGAAGCAAAGAUCUUGGAUUAG